Molecule: messenger RNA, 2606 nt
Organism: Chroicocephalus ridibundus (black-headed gull)
Lineage: Eukaryota; Metazoa; Chordata; Aves; Charadriiformes; Laridae
Gene: SLC25A30
Product: solute carrier family 25 member 30
Exons: 10
Coding region: 161-1036 (291 amino acids)
Biological process (GO): transmembrane transport
Molecular function (GO): transmembrane transporter activity
Source: RefSeq, a predicted model, not a curated record
CGCCCCACCAACGAGGGAAGUGGGGCGGGGCGGGGUGUCCAACGGCCGCCCCGGCUGAGGAGAGCGCGGCGAGGCUUUAUAACCGGCGAAGCACCGGCGGGCCGAAGGCUUACUGUGGCGGCGGUUGAAGCGGGAAGGCUCGGUGAAAGAAGAAUCAAAAAUGUCGGCACUAAACUGGAAGCCCUUUAUCUAUGGAGGUUUAGCAUCAAUCACUGCAGAAUGUGGUACUUUCCCCAUUGAUCUGACCAAAACACGUCUGCAGGUUCAAGGUCAAGUUAAUGAUGCCAAAUAUAAAGAGAUCCGUUACCGUGGAAUGAUGCAUGCACUAGUCAGAAUAUGCAGAGAAGAAGGAUUGAAAGCCUUAUACUCUGGGAUUGCACCUGCAAUGCUACGCCAAGCUUCAUAUGGAACUAUAAAAAUAGGCACUUACCAGAGCUUAAAGAGAAUGUUUGUUGAGCGUCCAGAAGAUGAAACCCUGAUGAUAAAUGUUCUAUGUGGCAUUCUUUCGGGAGUAAUCUCAUCAUCUAUUGCCAACCCUACAGAUGUCUUAAAGAUCAGAAUGCAAGCCCAAGGCAGCGUGAUUCAAGGAAGUAUGAUGGGCAACUUCAUACAAAUCUACCAAAAGGAAGGCACUAAAGGAUUAUGGAAGGGUGUAUCACUGACAGCACAGAGAGCUGCUAUUGUUGUUGGAGUGGAACUGCCAGUGUAUGACCUUACCAAGAAGCACAUAAUUAUGUCUGGAUUUAUGGGUGAUACAGUAUAUACUCAUUUCCUCUCAAGUUUUACUUGUGGGUUAGCUGGAGCCCUUGCAUCCAACCCGAUUGAUGUUGUGAGAACACGCAUGAUGAAUCAGAGAAGCCAAAAACAUGGGGGGCACUCAAACUACAAGGGAACUUUGGAUUGCUUGCUACAAACAUGGAAGAAUGAAGGCUUUUUUGCUCUAUAUAAAGGGUUUUGGCCAAACUGGUUAAGACUUGGUCCUUGGAAUAUCAUUUUCUUUCUGACGUAUGAACAGCUGAAGAAAUUAGACUUCUGAUGUGCUGAAGUGUAUACUGAAUUCUGUUAAUGUACUGUUUGAGCUUAGAGCAACUUGUUAAGUUAUCCUGAGUAUCUGCUCUUUAUCGUCGGAGACGCUGGCCGAAGGAAGAGGUCACUACAAGACUGUUGUGAGUGAGAACAGCCUGGAGGUGAUUUUGAGGCAAACUGGCUCCUGUAAGAAUGGCUUGCGCAUGUGAUUCAGUGGAUGAUGUGCACUAUUUUCUAGACUGAACCAAAUAUAGUGGAGUACCUUCUGUCAACUCUUUAAGUGUUCUUGAAUGUGAAGUUGUGUAACGCAACUUUACGCUGUUGAGACUCAGAUGGACAGUGUUUUGCAGGUGUAAGAGGCAAAGAACAAUCUUUCUCUAAAGGAAGAUAGGUAGUACCACGGAGCUGGGCUUUUCCUCUUUUCAGAAGUGUAUACAAUUAAACUGCAAUAGUUUAUAGCUUCCAAUUAACCGAAAGUGUCACAAGACAUCUUUGCAGGCCUUCAGUUGAGCAAAAUACCUGCUGCGAUACAAAAUCUGCUUCUGGUUUUAAAGAUUUCCUGUGUUCCAAGUCCUUAGGUUUCUGCAUAAUUUGCUGGGAGUAAUCCAGCUUCAUUUGAAAGUGUGGUUGCUGCAGUUGUCAGCUCUUGCAUAGCUUGAGGAAAGUUGUUGGUUUCCCCCUCCCUCCGUCUAUUGUUCUUGGUUUUCAGCAUAAGUGAUUCUUCAACGUACUCAUAUGCAAAUUGCAAUUAGGAAUGAAAUUCAAAUGAGUCCAUGCUCAUCUGCCUAUCUCGCAGAGAAACUUUUCACUCUUCUUCCGUUGUUGGGAAGAACUACUUGUAACAGUCACGGGCUGUUACGUAUCAUCUGAAAGACACAGGUUUUACAUUGGGCAGUUCAGGCUGCUCUGUGAAAAGAACCAAACGCCGCCAAAGAUAAGUUGUCUAUAAAAAUCGGAUUUCUUCUUAAAAAGACACCCAAACGUGGAACCACCGAGCACUUUCCUACAGCAAACAGGCUCGAGUGGCUGUUACAUGUUACACUUCAUAUAGAAAUCAACUGCAGCUUCCUUAAAGUGUGACUUUGGGGGUUUAAAAGCAGAUCAAAACUUCAGGGCCAUUAACUAAAGAUUAUGUCAAGGUUCUGACAAACGUUAAUUCCGAGAAAGGAGAGGUGGGAGAUGUGAGCCAUGCGGUGGCCCUUCUGUGUUUGCAGAGGGGUAGCAAAGCAGGCGGUGUAGCUUUGCGUUUUUGUGGCAUUGUGUGUUAAAUCUCUUCAACACUUUUGGUUAAUCAGACAUUCCACUUGAAGAAAUUUCCUUGCGAUUUCAAAAUUACUACAAUCACUUAAAAUCACUAAUUUUGAAUUCACAAAUGGAUUUUUUUUUUAAAUGCACAAGGCACUUUCUUUCCUAAGGCACAAAGUUUUUUCUAUGUAUAUGUGUAUGCUCAUGUGCAGAGUUUUUCCUUACAGCUGUUUCUAUGCUUUGAUAGAUGUAUUUGUAAAUAUUUUUGUACACGGUGUAAACUAAGUGUAUGUUUUACAUUUUUAAGCUUAUUAAACAUUUUCAAAUCACCAUGU